Messenger RNA from Rhododendron vialii, 3318 nucleotides. RefSeq lists its product as uncharacterized. Bases 606 to 2885 code for a protein of 759 amino acids. The record is from RefSeq and is a predicted model, not a curated record. Gene Ontology annotation, cellular component: lysosomal membrane; late endosome membrane; Mon1-Ccz1 complex. Lineage: Eukaryota; Viridiplantae; Streptophyta; Magnoliopsida; Ericales; Ericaceae. Gene Ontology annotation, biological process: regulation of autophagy. The transcript is spliced from 16 exons.
GGCCCAGGACAUUUGUUUGUAUAUACACGACGGUAUGUAAAAAUAUCAAUUGAAGACCGUUAGGUGGGUUAGGUUUUCACGAAAUCGCAACUCAUGAAAGUUACAGAGUCAGAUUACAAGUAACGCAUGGCGAAUUCUUCGGAUGUGUGAAUAUGAACCAAAAAAGCACUACUCCCUUGCUCAGACGCAUUUUAGUGAAUUGUGCUGCCCAGGCGGAUGAGUUAUUGUGCGAGUGGAGCAAAUGCAUAUGGGAGUGUUGAAACAAAGUAAUAACUUUUCCUUGGCUAUCUGUAAACUUCUAUGCUUGACUGAAAGGCAAAAGACUAUGGGAGUUGUGUAGCAGCGAAGGUUCCACAAGUUGAACGUGAUAUGUGUUUGAAAGAAUUCCUCGCUUUAAGGAAUUGCAUGCAGAACACGCUCAGAAGAAAAGUUUAAGGCUAUGGUCUUUAUUGGGAAAGGUUAAUUCUGAAUACUGCAAGCAUCACCAGUGGAUCUAGUUGCAGAAAAGGGUUCUUGCUCAUAAGCUUUGCUUGGGAUUCAUCUUCUGUCCUUCUUUCACUCUGCCAAUUCUUGUUUCAAGUAUCAAAGGCAAGGAGCCAAGAAACAUGUCUCGGAAAGCAUCAAGUUCUCACUCCAAUUCUGGUUUUAGUGGAUCUGGUGCUCUGUCUCAUGUUUAUAUUGAAUAUCCACCUUUAAGAUGUAAUAUUCGGGGAGCAAGAGGUUUAUUUUAUGAUGAUGGAAAUAAGUUAUUAGUCUCACCUACAUCCGAUCAGGUCUUUUCAUGGAAAACUUCCCCAUUCUCUCCUCUUGUUGCUCCCACCUCGGAUUCAGUAUGCGAAGGGCCAGUUCUAUCAGUUCGAUUUUCUUUAGAUGCAAAAGUUUUAGCUAUCCAACGAUCAAACCAUGAUAUUCAAUUUUGGAAUAGGGAAACUGGGAACACUUUUAGUCAGAAGUACAGGUCUGAUUCCGAGAGCAUCCUCGGUUUUUUUUGGACUGAUUGCCCUACUUGUGAUAUUGUAUUUGUAAAGACCAGUGGUCUUGAUUUGUUCACUCUCGACUCCGAGUUAAAAUCACUGCUUUUGGUUGAGACAAAGAGAUUUAACGUGAGCUGGUAUGUCUAUACGCAUGAAAGUCGCUUACUUCUUCUUGCUUCGGGAAUGCAAUGCAAGAGUUUCAUUGGAUAUCAGCUUUCAGCCGCAGGGAUUAUUCGCUUGCCAAGGUUUGAGAUGGCAAUGGCUAAAUCUGAGGCUAACAGUAAGCCAGUCCUAGCUGCUGAAGAUGUUCACAUUGUCACCAUUUAUGGUAGAAUAUAUUGCUUGCAAGUUGAUAGAGUUGCAAUGCUACUCCACUCACAUAGGUUUUACCGAGAUGCUGUUGUGCAACAGGGUUCAUUGCCAAUUUAUUCAAGCAAGAUUGCUGUGAGUGUAGUUGAUAAUGUUUUGCUUGUCCACGAAGUGGAUGCGAAAGUUGUCAUACUGUACGACAUAUUUUCUGAUUCCCGAGCACCUAUAUCUGCUCCACUUCCACUCUUGUUGAGAAGUUAUCCACGGGCCAUUACUGCAUCCUCUCAAUCAAAUACUAGGGAUGCUGAGACUUCAGAGGCAAAAGAUUCAAGUGAUAUUGAAGCAGUCAUCUAUGGUGAUGGCUGGACUUUUCUUGUUCCUGAUCUUAUCUGUGAUGCUGCUAAUGGGCUUUUGUGGAAGAUCCAUCUGGAUUUAGAGGCUAUUUCUACCAGUAGCUCAGAAGUGACAUCAGUUCUAGAAUUCUUGCAGCGACGUAAGUUGGAGGCUUAUAAGGCUAAACAAUUAUGCUUAGCAAUAGCUCGCACUAAUAUUCUAGAACGAAGACCAGUGUCCAUGGUUGCUAGGGCAAUAGAUAUAUUAGUGACCUCUUACUCCUAUUCACUCAAAACGGGAAGUCAUUUCAAGGGUAUGAAAGCAGAGAAGAAUUCAACUUCUGGUGUUCCGCAAGUGGAUAGCCCCAGUCCUGUUACAGUUGAUUCCGCCAGUAGAGUAGAUUCUCAUGGAAAAUCUGUACAUGAAUCCGCUAGUGGAGUGCAUAAUGAGUCUAUCAGUAGAUCUUCAACUUUCUCGGGGUCAGAUUCUGAGGAUAAUGAAAUCAUUAAACCUCAGAAAACCACUCCAGUUGAUCGGCAUUCUGUGGGUGGUAAAGGGGAGAGUGAAAUGCAGAUGGGUCCUGAAAGCCAUAGUAAGAGAUUCCAUCAAUCACCUUUACAAUCUCAACUUCUUGGACCAGGUAACAACCAGUUGAAUGCAAAUGUUACCAACCAUCAGGAGUCUCAGGUUACUUCUGCAGCGAUUUCUCCAGACGAAAUGUACAGUUAUGUAUUCGCUCCUGUAGAGGAGGAGAUUGGAGACUCUUCUUACUUAGUUGCAAUCAUUGUUGAGUUCCUCCGCAGUGCUAACUCGGAAAAGAUCAAGGUGAAUCCAAAUAUUUAUGUGUUGACCAUACAACUGCUUGCCCGCAAUGAGAGAUAUACAGAAUUGGGGCUGUUCGUGAUAAACAAGAUUCUUGAACCCUCGAAAGAAGUUGCUUUGCAACUACUGGAGUCAGGUCGUCAGAAUAUCCAAACAAGAAAGUUGGGUCUGGAUAUGUUAAGGCAGCUCUCCCUACAUCAUGACUAUGUUUGUUUGCUAGUUCAGGAUGGGUACUAUCUUGAAGCUUUACGCUAUGCACGGAAGAACAAGGUUAAUUCAGUCCGGCCGUCAUUGUUUCUUGAAGCAGCUUAUGCUUCUAAUGACUCGCAACAUCUAGCUGCAGUUUUGAGAUUCUUUUCAGAUUUUAUUCCCGAGUUUAAAAGCACGUCAGAUCACAACUCAUACAGCCGUGUUCUUGCUGAGAUGAAUUCCUCCGUUGCUGGUUGAGACGUUCCUUCUGUUGUGCCUGCGUCGGCUGCUGUUCGUAAUGUGUCGAAUUUCAAGUCUUUUUUCCUGAAAUGUGUGGCGCCAUUAAGGUUUUUAGACACUAUGGUAGGAAAUAUAGAACGAGUAUUGCUUUUUUGCUCCGGAAUAAUGUGGAAUACUUCUCAUAGUUGUACUUUGGAGUUGGAUGGAAAUUCUGGCUUGUUAUUAGGCAUAAAAGAGAAGAAUUAUGGAGGGUGUUCCAAGUGAACGUUCACACGUUGUCUGUGUUUUCUCCCUUGUUUUUGGCUUCUUAACCAUCUGAUUUCUUUAUGUUUCAUGCUUCUGGUUGUAAAUAUUUCAUCAAGUUCCUGUCAGAAAGUACUCUUUGGUAUGUAAUGUUGUAUUAUUCGAAUUUACCAAGAACUAUGAAUUUAACUUGUCAUUAUGCAUCAAA